GCGUACUAUAGUCGAGCCAACGAGAGAGUACUAUUGGGCGGCGACCAAAACUCAUCCGUUCUCGCGCAUUCCCACCACUAAAACUCCCUAACUGCUGGCCGCCGUCAACGCUGGCCGCCGACACCGAUGUCGCCACCAUCGCCGACGCUGCUGCCACCACCGUCGCCGCCGCCGACCAGGAAACUGUGACAGUGUUUGUAUACAGCGUGAACUAUAAUAGCAUCUCCGAUAUUUUAAACACAACAUUUUUGUUUUUUCGCGCACCCCGGUGUUUUAUACGGUUUUAUUUAACUUUUUUACGUUUUUUACUUAACAAUUGUUUAAUAGUUUUACGUAUAACAAUAAGUACAAUAUGGAUGUCGCAGCUGUGUCUCCUUCCAAAAAAAAUCCAUGUGGAAAAUUCAUCGGCACUGGUCAAAGAAAAAUUAUUGUCAAUUUAUAUAAGAAAAUAGUUAAACACCAGCUUGAAAAUCCUGACAGCCCUCGAAUGACCUUAAGAGAAAUGAUCGUCGAUAUCUCAAAAUCUUCGGGUAUUGGACAGCGGUCAGUUCAAAACAUAUUAUCGGAGUAUAAGAAUCAAGGAACAAUUACAUCGCCGAACAAGAAAAAAAUUCGACCUACAAUAAUCGAAAAAAUCGAUGAAUUCGAUAAAAAUGCAAUAAGACAGAAAAUACACAAUUUUUGGAGGAACCGCGAAGUACCAACAGUCGAUAAAAUGUUAAUCGCCAUUAAUGAAGAUGAAACACUUCCAAACAUUAAGCGGUCGUCAUUUCAAAAAGUGUUGAAAGAUUUACAAUUUCAAUACGUAAAAAAAAAACGUAAUAGUGCACUACUCGAAAGAGAAGAUUUAAUAACUUGGCGCCGAAGUUAUUUGGUCAAAAUAAAGCAUUAUAGAGAGCAAAACAGACCAAUUUAUUAUUUGGACGAAACGUGGGUCAACGCAGGCGAGGCACACAGUAGAACGUGGACCGAUACCACAAUAAAUUCAUCACGAGAUGCAUUCCUCAAGGGCCUAACCACAGGACAAAAAGAACCCUCGGGAAAAGGUAAGCGUCUCAUUGUCUUACACAUCGGGUCGACAGAUGGUUUUGUCCCGGGGGGUCUUUUGUGUUUCGAAUCAAAGACCAAUUCUACGGACUACCAUGACGAGAUGAAUGGCGAUACAUUCUAUGAAUGGUUUGUACGAAUUCUACCACUAUUAAAAGAAAACGCCGUCAUAGUGAUGGAUAAUGCUUCGUAUCACUCCGUAAAGAAAUGCAAAAUACCAACUAUGUCUUGGAAAAAAAAAGAUAUUAUCGAUUGGCUUGAAAUGAAAGGUGAAAUCGUUAACCAUCCAAUAGUCAAAAAUGAUUUAAUAAUAAGAGUUAAAAAAAUAAAAAACCAAUACGACAAGUACGUAAUAGACGAGUACGCAAAAGACAAUGGCAAAAUCGUAUUGCGAUUACCCCCAUACCACUGCGAGCUAAACCCUAUCGAGCUCGCGUGGUCUUCUGUAAAAAGCUAUGUCCGGACACAUAAUAAUACGUUUAAAAUAAAGGAUGUACUGGAGUUAUUAAAAAAAGGCGUGGAACAUGUGACAGCGGAAAUGUGGACGAAUUUUGUGGGACAUGUCGUCAAGGAGGAAGAAAAGUUUUUGAACAUUGAACAUAUAACAGAUGAAGUAUUUGACGAACUUCCCGAAGCAGAAGGACGUCAUAUCAUGACGAUAACAGGUGAUACGAGUUGUUCGGAAUCAGACUUCGAUUCGGAUUGAUUUCUUUGUAUUUUAUUUUUUAUCAUUCGAAUAUUUUUUUAUUAUAAUUUUUUUUUUUUGUAAUUUAAUGAUUUUGUUAUGUGUAUAAAAAUUAUGUAAUGCACAAUUGGACAUUUUUGUUAAAAUAAAUAAAUGCAUAAUUAAAAUAUUGAUAUUACACACA
Molecule: messenger RNA, 1916 nt
Organism: Rhopalosiphum padi (bird cherry-oat aphid)
Lineage: Eukaryota; Metazoa; Arthropoda; Insecta; Hemiptera; Aphididae
Exons: 2
Coding region: 353-1753 (466 amino acids)
Molecular function (GO): nucleic acid binding
Source: RefSeq, a predicted model, not a curated record